Messenger RNA from Lineus longissimus, 2430 nucleotides. RefSeq names its product 1,4-alpha-glucan-branching enzyme-like. NCBI's taxonomy places the organism in Eukaryota, Metazoa, Nemertea, Pilidiophora, Heteronemertea, Lineidae. Gene Ontology annotation, cellular component: cytoplasm. The coding region runs from base 14 to 2065 and encodes 683 amino acids. Gene Ontology annotation, biological process: glycogen biosynthetic process. The record is from RefSeq and is a predicted model, not a curated record. The transcript is spliced from 14 exons. Gene Ontology annotation, molecular function: 1,4-alpha-glucan branching enzyme activity; cation binding; hydrolase activity, hydrolyzing O-glycosyl compounds.
UCUGAAUGACAACAUGGAUCCGGAAAAAGUUAACGUUCCUGGAAUCGAGCGGCUUUUUGAGCUGGAUGGGUAUUUACGACCACAUGAGCAGGAAAUAAGAAGAAGGUAUGGCUGUAUGGAGUCUAUGUGGUCUGACAUAGAGAAGAAUGAAGGCUCUGUGGACAACUUCACCAAAGGAUAUGAAUUCUUUGGUUAUCACAGAACAGACGACGGUGGCGUGGUAUGGAGAGAAUGGGCUCCUGGGGCAGAUGGAGUGUUCUUGUUUGGAGAUUUCAAUAACUGGAAAAAGUUGGAGUGGAAAUUUCAAGACAUUGGAUUUGGAAAGUGGGAGGUGACGAUUCCUCCUCAGGGGGACGGCUCAUGUCCUAUUCCCCACGGCAGUAAGGUCAAGCUCCAAAUUUUAACAAAGGAAAACAAAUUAAUCGAUCGUAUAUCACCAUGGGCGAAGUAUGUUGUCCAACCAGAGAAGACCAAUGUCUAUGACCAAAUAUUCUGGGAUCCUCCAGAGAAGUACAUCUUCAAGCAUGCACAUCCAGCAAAACCAAAGCGACUUAGGAUCUAUGAAUCCCACGUGGGGAUCUCUUCAUGGGAAGGGAAGGUCGCCAGCUAUACACACUUCAAAGAUAAUGUUAUACCAAGGAUAAAGGACUUAGGGUACAAUGCAAUCCAACUGAUGGCUGUAAUGGAGCAUGCGUAUUAUGCCAGCUUUGGUUACCAGGUGACUAGCUUUUAUGCGGCCUCUAGUCGCUUUGGCACCCCCGAGGAACUGAAGGCGAUGAUAGAUGUUGCCCAUGCUAAUGGUAUAGUGGUACUCCUUGACGUCGUCCACAGCCAUGCUUCCAAGAACGUGGCCGAUGGCAUCAACCAGUUUGACGGCACAAACAGCUGCUUCUUCCAUGAUGGGCCUCGUGGAGAUCAUGAUCUCUGGGAUAGCAGACUAUUCAAUUAUACAUCGUGGGAGGUGUUGCGCUUCCUCUUGUCAAACCUGCGGUGGUGGAUCGAGGAGUACCACUUUGAUGGCUUUAGAUUUGAUGGUGUCACGUCCAUGAUUUAUCACAGUCAUGGCUUGGGGCAGGGAUUCAGUGGAGACUAUCAAGAAUACUUCUGGUUGAACACGGACACAGAGUCACUCGUCUACCUGAUGAUUGCAAAUAAAAUGUUGCACAAGUUCUAUCCAUUCAUUACAACGGUGGCCGAGGAAGUGUCUGGCAUGCCAGCACUUUGCCGCCCAGUGGAGGAAGGUGGUGGCGGGUUUGACUACCGCCUGGCAAUGGCCAUCCCAGACAAGUGGAUCAAACUUCUGAAGGAACAAUCAGACGAGAAUUGGAAUAUGGGUAAUAUCAUCCAUACACUGACCAACAGGCGUCACGGUGAACGCUGUAUUGCGUACUGUGAGAGUCACGACCAGGCCCUCGUCGGGGACAAGACGCUCGCAUUCUGGUUGAUGGACAAGGAGAUGUACACGAACAUGUCCACUCUGAUGCCAGUCAAUCACAUCAUUGAUCGAGGAAUUAGUCUUCAUAAGAUGAUCCGUUUGAUCACGCAUGGAUUAGGUGGUGAAGGCUACCUUAACUUCAUGGGCAAUGAGUUUGGUCAUCCAGAGUGGUUAGACUUCCCACGGAUCGGCAACCAAGAGAGCUACCAUUAUGCGCGCCGCCAGUAUAACCUAGCUGACGAUGACUUGCUCCGGUAUAAGCAUCUCAAUUCAUUUGAUCGUGCCAUGCAACACCUCGAGGAAAAGUACGGCUGGCUGGCUGCAGAACAGGCGUACGUCAGCUGCAAACACGAAGAUGACAAGAUCAUUGUGUUUGAGAGGCCACCUGGUCUUGUCUGGGUGUUUAACUUCCAUGUGUCAAAGAGUUUUGAAGGUUAUCGGAUUGGCACGAAUGUACCGGGAAAGUAUAAGAUAGUCUUGGAUACAGAUGCGCCAGAAUUUGGUGGACACAACCGACUCAAUCAUGAAACAGAAUUCUUCACGUUCAACGAAGGAUGGGGUGGAAGGUACCACUCGAUGCAUAUCUAUCUCCCAGCCAGAAUGGCUGCUGUGUAUGCUCAAGUCGAGUGAUCAGAAGCUAGCAUUUCCUACUUAAAGGAUCCGGUUUGGAGUUACCAAUCAGAGGAUCUAUUGCAAUGCAUUGACCAUGAUAUCCUAGCAUAAUUAUUCACAAAACGGACAAUCGGUGUAAACGACGUUGUCUCGUGUUAAAUGCUGGUUCUACUUUAUAGCACUGGGUGUAGAUUACUCUACCUCUGAUUCAUAGUCAUGGGUUAGUGAAGCUGUUUGUAAUAUGUGACCCGCUCUACCAAAACUAGGCGCUUGUCGCAUCUGAACUCGACAGGUUGAUACGGACUUGUUGUUCAUUUCCCUAUUGUUGACCUUUUGUGAAGUCUAUUACAAACUGAUUUGGUCACAUUUCACAAAAGGUCUAC